Maniola jurtina (meadow brown) is the source of this 1481-nucleotide messenger RNA. Its product is annotated as mitochondrial protein C2orf69 homolog. The transcript has 9 exons. Lineage: Eukaryota; Metazoa; Arthropoda; Insecta; Lepidoptera; Nymphalidae. Gene Ontology annotation, cellular component: mitochondrion. The coding region runs from base 185 to 1333 and encodes 382 amino acids. The record is from RefSeq and is a predicted model, not a curated record.
GGUCAGUAUGUCUGUGUCAGCUAUGUGUCGCGGGUGAGCGGCGCGGCGAUGCUGCCGCUGCGGCUGCGGCGCGUGGGCGGCCACGACGGCCGCGUCAACGACGUGCUGUUCCACCCGCCGGCCAAGCCGCCCGCCUCACACUCCUCGCCGCCAGCCGCGCACGCCCUCGUGUUCUUUGGCGGAGAUGUACAGGUAUAAUGUAGCUACAAACGGUCAGUAUGUCUGUGUCAGCUAUGUGUCGCGGGUGAGCGGCGCGGCGAUGCUGCCGCUGCGGCUGCGGCGCGUGGGCGGCCACGACGGCCGCGUCAACGACGUGCUGUUCCACCCGCCGGCCAAGCCGCCCGCCUCACACUCCUCGCCGCCAGCCGCGCACGCCCUCGUGUUCUUUGGCGGAGAUGUACAGGACUACCCGGAAGUGAUGCAAGCACAUCGCGACAACCGGAACUACGUGAAGUGGAACCUGGAGAGCACGGCGCGAGGGCUGGCGCGGGACUUCCCCACGCAACACAUACUGGUUGUGAGACCCGCUAGGAUAGAGUACAAAAGCUUCAGCUGCUACGACAACUUCGUUCCUAGCAACAACGCGGGCGUACCCGACCAUACUCCCACCCAUAACGCGCUGCACCAUCUCGAAAGGUUGCUGCAGAGUGUGAGCAGCAGACUAAAGUCGAUGCCCACCGCGGAGCUGUUGGAGGCAGUGUCGUGCGUCUCGCUGCCGGAGGACAUCGACAUAGAAGAGUUACAUAACGCGUCAAUCCACCGCUCGGGCUCGGCGCACGCGAACGGGUCCGCGGCGCACGGCCCCCACGCCGCGCACACGCCAGAUCUGGAGCCACUGUGGUGGCGGGAAAAAUUGGCGCUUGACGAGUGCUCUCUAACCCUGGUGGGGUUCAGCAAGGGCUGCGUGGUGCUCAACCAGCUCAUCUACGAGUUCCACUACACCAAGACCCUCACUCCUGGAGACGCGCAUAUGAUGAGGUUCAUGUCGCGCAUCGAGGACAUGUACUGGCUGGACGGCGGCCACGCGGGCGGCAAGAACACCUGGAUCACUUCCCGCAGCCUGCUGGAGACACUCACCAGGCUCGACGUGAACAUCUUCGUGCACGUGAGCCCCUACCAGGUGCAGGACUCGGGGCGGCCGUGGAUCGGCCGCGAGGAGAAGGCCUUCACCGGCUUGCUGAGCAAGCUGGGCGCUAAGGUGCGGAGAUACCUCCACUCGCAGUCCAGCGCGCCGCACUCCCUGCACAUGCACUUCGACGUGCUCGCCAACUUCAAGAGCAUGCAGGACUCCGCUCCGCACGCGCUGCCGGACGUGUCCGACGACGAGCCCUAACCGCACUACGAUACCCGAGGCACACUGUUACAAAUGCUAUCACUUUUAUAAGUCGCAUUCAACUAAGCAAAUUCUUUUUCUCAGAAUAGCGCAACAUUACGCCGACUAAAACCGACUGUACACCAAUGAAAUAUAGACCUUAGUAGCU